Tachysurus vachellii is the source of this 4453-nucleotide messenger RNA. RefSeq names its product phospholipid phosphatase-related protein type 4 (gene plppr4b). The record is from RefSeq and is a predicted model, not a curated record. The coding region runs from base 210 to 2429 and encodes 739 amino acids. The transcript has 7 exons. Gene Ontology annotation, biological process: signal transduction; axonogenesis; phospholipid metabolic process. Gene Ontology annotation, molecular function: phosphatidate phosphatase activity. Lineage: Eukaryota; Metazoa; Chordata; Actinopteri; Siluriformes; Bagridae.
CUACACGCAUUAUAUACUGCAAAUUACAAAAGAGCUACAAAACCGGUGCUGCUGCUUGGUUAAUGGACGAGAUGCUGUAAUAAGACGUUUCGAGCUCCUCCAUCCUUGGAGCUAAUGGCACCUUUAGACGCCUGGAAUAUUGUCGGCUGGUGAAAAAGGCUACAAGUGAGACAGCUGUCCUGUUGGCACGGAAAGGCAAAGAAAUAACCAUGUCUGCGAGAGACAGAGCGAAGGGAAAUGCCACGAAGGAUAGUCUUUCUCUGCUCCCAUGCUUCUAUUUUGUUGAGCUUCCAAUCCUGGUUUCAUCUGUAGUGAGUCUUUACUUCCUAGAAUGGACAGACAUUUUUAAACCUGUGCACUGGGGUUUCAGCUGCUAUGAUCGCAGUCUGAGUUUACCGUACAUCGAACCAACACACGAGGUCAUCCCCUUCCUCAUGCUACUCAUCCUCACCUUUGGUGCACCUGCCCUCACGAUAAUGAUUGGUGAAGGCAUUCUGUUCUGCUGGCUUUCUAAAAGUCAGAGUGGCCCUGGAGCCGAGGCCAACAUCAAUGCAGCUGGCUGCAAUUUCAACUCUUAUGUCCGACGCGCCAUCAGGUUUGUGGGGGUUCAUGUGUUUGGUCUCUGUGCCACCGCUUUGAUAACUGACAUCAUCCAGCUGUCGACAGGUUACCCAACACCAUAUUUUCUUACCGUAUGCAAACCCAACUACACACACCUGAACUCCUCGUGUGAUGAGAACUCUUUCAUUCUGGAAGACAUAUGCUCUGGAUCUGACACUGCCAUCAUUAAUGCCGGCAGAAAAUCAUUCCCUUCCCAGCAUGCAACCUUGGCAUCCUUUGCAGCUGUCUACAUCUCUAUGUAUUUCAACAGCACUCUGACAGAAUCAUCUAAGCUUCUGAAGCCCUUGUUGGUCUUCUCCUUCAUCAUAAGUGCUGUCAUAUGUGGUCUAACACGGAUUAUCCAGCACAGGAACCAUGCUAUUGAUGUUUACCUGGGAUUUCUCCUUGGAGGGGGCAUUGCCAUUUAUUUAGGUCUGCAUGCUGUUGGGAAUUUCCAACCCAGUGAGGAGAAGCUGAAGAAUGAUCCUCAGAUUCAGGAUACUGUUAGGUCCCUGGGUGAGCUGGGUCAACACAUUGGCCACCAUCUGCCUGCUAAAAGCCGAAGCAGUAGUGGUGGCAUUUCCACCUCACACUCAGAUGGCCUCCUUCACCGUAAUCUUCAGACUCGUCACACUAGAUCCCUUACUAACCUGAAGAGAUCCAGUGCAGAUGUUGAAGUCCCACAGCCCCAUAGCCCCAUAGAUAAGGAGAGCGUGGUGACUUUUAGUAACACUCUGCCUCGGAUUCACCCACCAACCAUGGAUGAUGACACAAUGCACAAUGGAACAGUCUAUUCGUCCAUGGACUCCAGUCGUUCCAAGCAGUUGUUGUCGCAGUGGAAGAGUAAGAAUGACAGUCGAAAGAGUUCCAUGCAGACUGUGGAGAGUGCCAUGGGUCAAUUUUCAACCAGCAACAUGGAGCCUCGCUGUAGCUCAGAACCUUCCACUAUAGGCAUUAAUGGGGAACAGCAAGGUCCAGGAGGGUCAUGUCUCAUACUGGCCACUGGAAGCAGCACUUUACCCAGCAACCCUUGUGGGAUUGCUGGAGGUACAAGAGUGUCGAUUCAGCCCAGACCAGGCUCUUCCCAACUGGUGCAUAUUCCAGAGGAGACUCAGGAAGGCAUGAGCAUUUCACCUAGAGGCAGUGUACGGGACAAGUGGCUGAAAAGCAUUGAAAAGAAUGUCAAUGGACAACCACGCAUUGUGCCAGUGAUUGGCAUGUCAAAGCAGCAUGGCCUGUUGCCCACAGGCUCCAGCAGUUCUGAGAGUAGUAGCCACACCAGCUCCACUGCACCUCUGCACCGCCAUAAGAGCCUGAGUGAGGAUCCUGGUUCAUGUGUUCCCAGCCAGGGUUCCAUAGUCAGGGUGGAAGCACACCCAGAGAACGGACGGCCCUUGGUUCCUGCCCACUCUACUGAAGGCACCACUUUCUGGACCUGGAAAUCUCAGAACAGCUUAAGACAGUCUUUUGAGCUCAAUGACCUAAACCGAGACUCAGCGAACUGUGAUACACUUAGGGACAGCUAUGGUUCAACAGAUAGGAAAAGAAGCAACUCUGGUGCUCCAAUACAUGUCACAGUCCCAACAGUUCCUGCUGUCUCCUCUACUUCUACUGUAGUCAACUCAGUAGGAGAUCAGCACCCUCAUCAAACCAUCUCCACCAUCCGGGUCACCCCUGUAGAGAGCAACGAGUGUGGCCCAGAGAGCCGCGACUCAACACUACGAAGAAAAAGCAAUAUGAUCCUAAUACCUGAAAGAGGGAACAGCCCAGACAACACCAGGACCAUUUUCUACAAGGGAACUUCCACCACCCCAGCAUUUAAAGAGUAGCCGGCAUUUGAUGCUUUUUCACUGUUUAUGUAUCACACAUGAAGUCCAUAUAUGAGGUGUUCAUUAUUUUUGUCCACACAUCUACAGUUUGCUGGUGUGUUUUGCACUCUGGAUGACACCAUUUCUUACACUGCAUGAAAUCACUGGUUUCUAAAGUUGUCAUAGUGACACAAAAGCACAAACCCAGAACUCUUUCUAUGCUGUUGGCUGUUGUCCUAAUGAAGAAGUACAGUAUAUUGUAGCAUAUAAACUAAUACUUUUAUUCUAUACACUGUGAAGUUGACAUAGUGCCAAGUCUUAACUUAAACACUGUAUAAAUGUUGAACAAAGUAAUUUUUCAGUGAUUACCCGAGCCCGGAACGUUUUGUAUUAUAAUUAUUCUCAAAAAUGGGUGCUGUCCUAUUUAGAUAUGGAAAGCAAAAAAAAAAAGAUCAGAAAGAUUGUUUUGUGAAAGCAUUUAAUAACCAUAAGUGCUUAGAAUAUUUUCUGUAGUUUGUUGUAUAGUCUUGCAAUCAGGGCUGGUUCGUGCUAUUCUGAUGCUCUAGGUAAAACAGAAUGUAGCUAUACCUCCAACCAGUUUGUUGUAUAAACUUUUUACAAAUUUAUCACUGGUGAUGACUGUCUUCUUAUCUGUUUAAAGUGCUUACAGUGUGCACUCAUAAAAAGUCUGGUAAAAUGACAAACUGGAUGAAAAUGUAUGUUGGUACUAUAAGCUGCCCAUGUUCAAGUGCCAUUCUAGGAAAUGCCUAGUUCACCGUUAUGUAUGUACCGGCCCUGCUUGAAAUACCAUGCACUAUAUUCUCCUAUUUGCAAUAUUAAUUUGUGUUUUCACAACUUCACCGUGAAUUCAAUUUGUGUUUCUUGCUCUCAAUGACACAUAUUUGCUAAACUUUGCUAUACGCAGUAAUUUAAUGAAUUCUCUUGGUCUCACUAAGGUGAACAUAUGUUCAGUAGCAAAUCAAGGUGCAACUAGAUCACCGUCUUCCUUUAGUGUGUUUGAUAGUAUCAGGUGCUAGUAAACACACUCUGCUGCUACUGUAAGAUCGCUCACAGCCCAGACCUCUAGCUGUGCUGUUCACUACUCAUUUUUGCACUUGAGUGGGCAAAGCGGGGCAGAGGGUUCUUAAGCUUAUGUCAUUGAUAUUUCCAUUAUUCCAUUGAAAUCUCUUCGAGUAGGUCCAGUUAACUACAGUACUUAAUAUGUGAAUACGGUUGAUUCUGAAACAACAUGCUUGAUUUCUGGAACCAUAUUCAUCUAAGCAGCCCAUAUAUCCAUGUAAAGUAUAUUUAUAUUUAGACAGAUUAAUAAAUGUGGCUACUAAAAGAACACACAAGUUAACUAUUUUUAGAUGUAUUUACCCAAUGUGGUGCCAUACGAACUAUCACAAAAAAAAAUAGAAUGAAAUGUUUAUUUUAAUAGACAUGAAGAUUAAUAAUAUUCUUUAAACUGAUUUUGCUGUGAGUUUUUUAUAAAACAUGUAAAUGUGCCAAAGGGUAUUUAAAAGGGAUCAUUUUGUGCUUUGCUAUAGUAUUUCCACAACACCCUGUAUUCUUGUAAAUCCACAAACAGUGUGGCACAGCUAGAGUGUCUGCAUGUUGAUGAUUUGAUAUCAAACAUAUGUUUUAUUCUCUCUUUAAAGUUGCGGAAAGUGUAAUAAUUUAAUUGUUUAUUCUGGAUAUUUAUUCUUGUUGGUGGACAAUCUUUAUAAAUGUGUUAUUUUGUUAGAAUAGCAAAGUCAGCACUACAAAGGAAAGACAGUUCAUUCAAUAGUGUGCACACAUUUGAUUUAAGGAAUGCAGCAUGUUUUUAAGAUGACUGAGGGGUUAUUCCCUAAAAUACUGUAUUUGUGUUUAAUCCGGAAAGUGUUGAUAGGUUAGCUGUGUAUAAGAACAUGUACAGCAGCACCCGUUACACUGGUAUCAGGCUCUGUUUAAGAAGCUACGAGAAGCUACAUCUCCUUCUUCUUUCCUACUCCUAUCUCUCUCCAUCGACUGUGCCAGAUCCAUGUAAGAAAAGGGAUCCA